AAUCACGAAACUAGAACAGGGUGAAAAAGAAAAAAGGAUUUCUACAGUAAAUUCCAACAAUAUUCCUGAUGCUCCAUUAUCUGAUAUAUCCGAUAAUGCUUCAAAUUCUGAUAUAUAUCAGGAAUCUUGA
Messenger RNA from Ambispora gerdemannii, 130 nucleotides. The record is from the annotation of a GenBank genome assembly. NCBI's taxonomy places the organism in Eukaryota, Fungi, Glomeromycota, Glomeromycetes, Archaeosporales, Ambisporaceae.